Molecule: messenger RNA, 4365 nt
Organism: Lytechinus pictus (painted urchin)
Lineage: Eukaryota; Metazoa; Echinodermata; Echinoidea; Temnopleuroida; Toxopneustidae
Product: aspartate--tRNA ligase, mitochondrial-like
Exons: 16
Coding region: 58-1959 (633 amino acids)
Biological process (GO): aspartyl-tRNA aminoacylation
Cellular component (GO): cytoplasm
Molecular function (GO): ATP binding; nucleic acid binding; aspartate-tRNA ligase activity
Source: RefSeq, a predicted model, not a curated record
CACCUCGGUUUCGGACUCGAAUACUGCUACUGGUCUGGAGCUGGAGCUUUCGACAAAAUGUUUCGUUCCUUAAUCCAGCGACAUCCUCUUGCCGCAGUUGCAAGAAAAUAUUGUAAUGUAAGAGCAUCUUCAACUAUUGGUAACAUAUCUCUUACUGAACGUAGUCAUAACUGUCAUGAGCUGAGAUCUCAUCAUGUUGGAGAAAAAGUUACCAUAUGUGGAUGGCUCCAGCACCGUCGCUUUGAUUUCAUGUUCACACUCAGGGAUUCGUUUGGAGCCAUUCAGAUCAUUAUCCCUAAAGAAGAGCAAGGAAGCAAGGAGCUUGUGGAGACAUUGACAGCUGCUUACCAGGAAUCUGUCGUCAAGGUCAAAGGUCAUGUCCAGCUUAGACCCAAUGGUCUCAAGAAUAAGGAAAUGGGGACUGGUGACGUAGAGAUUGUUGCAGAUUCUGUGGAGCUUUUGAACCCAUGUAAGGAGCAGCUUCCAGUGCAACUUAGUGACUUCAACAAAGUUUCAGAAGCAGUGAGAAUGCAGUUCAGAUACAUUGAUCUUAGGAGUAAACGGAUGCAGAGGAAUCUCAGACUCAGAUCAGAUGUCGUCAUGAAGAUGAGAGAAUUUCUCUGGAAACAGCAUGGAUUUGUUGAGGUUGAAACACCGACAUUGUUCAGGAAGACCCCAGGUGGUGCCCAAGAGUUUCCUGUGCCUUGUAAACAGACUGGGAAGUUUUACUCUCUCCCUCAGAGUCCCCAACAGUUCAAGCAGCUGCUCAUGGUUGGCGGUAUUGAUAGAUACUUCCAGAUUGCACGUUGCUAUAGAGAUGAGGGCAGCAGACCUGACAGGCAGCCGGAGUUCACCCAGGUUGACCUUGAGAUGUCUUUCAUAACCAAAGAAGGGAUUUAUCAACUGAUUGAGGAAAUGAUUUUAUUCUCUUGGCCAGAGUCAUUACCAACUCCUACCAUUCCUUUUCCAAGAAUGACCUAUGAUGAUGCAAUGAAUCAGUAUGGGGUUGACAAACCAGAUACCAGAUUUGAUAUGAAGAUCCAGGAUGUCACCGAUAUCCUCCAGGGGAGUGGAGCAGCAAUAUUUCAAUCAAGUUCACCAUCUUUUAGAAUCAAGCUGAUCAACUGUAAAGGAGCUACAAAUCAUUUGAAGAAGAAGCACAUAGAACUCUUAGAGGAAGAAGGCAGGAAGAAAGCAAGUCAGCUGGGAAUGGAGAAAGGUGGUGUGAUAGGUGUUAGGUUAGAGGCACCCCCAGCCUCUUGGAAGUCGCCCAUUGCAAAGUAUGUAGGGGAUGAUGUCAAAGAAAGGCUGGUAAAGAGUCUAGGUGCAGAGACUGGUGACCUGUUCCUCAUUGCUGCAGGAGAACAGGAUAUUAAUCAAAUACUUGGACAUGUGAGGUUACAGGCUGCCAGUCUUCUGGAAGAGAAGGGUGUAUCAGUCCGUGAUUUGUCAUCAUUUAACUUCCUAUGGGUGGAAGACUUUCCACUUUUCUUACCUAAAGACGAGGAAUCAACGAGUCAGGGGGAUGUUGAAUCUGCUCAUCAUCCGUUCACUGCUCCAAUGAAAGGAGAAGAAGAACUGGUCUAUUCAUCCCCCCUCAAGGUCAAGGGUCAACAUUAUGACCUUGUGCUGAACGGUAUGGAGAUUGCUGGAGGUUCUAUCCGUAUCCACCGUGCUGACCUUCAGAGAUACAUUUUAGAAAACAUUCUCAAGGAGGAUUCCAGCAGUCUGUCACAUCUGCUAGAAGCCUUAGAAUCGGGAUGUCCGCCUCAUGGAGGAAUAGCAAUAGGUUUUGAUAGGUACAUAUCGUUGCUUUGCGGUGAGCCAUCUAUCAGAGAUGUCAUCGCGUUUCCCAAGACGGUGGACGGUAACGACCUGAUGAGUGGGGCACCCUCUACACUACUGAACGAAGAACUAGAACGUUAUGGCAUUCAGGUUGCACAAGGAAAAGAGAGUUGAUGAUGGAUAGGAGCAUUGUGGACAUAUUUGCAAUAGAAAGGCAACAGGACCAUGCAUAUGGGAUAUUUCUGUGGAUGUCCCAAGAUCAAAGAAUGUGACAUAUUUAUUUUGUGGCACAUUGUCACCAAGAAAAGGCCCGAUUGCAAGCCAUAUGGAUAUUGAUAAAAUGGAAGGGAUUAAAGUCACUCAGUUGAAAAAUGAUUGUGUUGUAUCGAUCCUUUAUAUCUUUUGCAAUAAUGAGGAUAUUUCAGUGUUCCUGUGCAUGACUUAUGGUCAGGCGUCAUUUGAUAGUAUAGUCAAGCUUGCAUGGACCCAGUGCUGCAAAUAAAUAAGAUGACAUUCUUUUUCAUAUAGAGGUCAAUUAUAUUCCAGAAGGGUAUAAUUCUUUGUUUCACAGAAGAUUAAAAAUCAUGGAUCAUAAAGUAAAGCAGGGCUCUUUAUGAUGGGAUUAAUGUGUUCUUGUAUAAGAUUUGAGUCAUGUUGUUUAAAUUGGAAGAGGACAGAUCAUGUGACUGAUAUUUUAAACCUCCAAAGUGACUGGUGCUUGUGGAGUGUAAGCUUGUUCACUAUCUUCCGAGAUAUCAUUGUAUUAAAUCUGCACUUACAUGUACUUCUACGUUCCACAUGCAGCUCAUUUUCACUUCCCUUCAUUUCUAAUCUUGUUUCUUCUCUCUGUCUUUCCUUUGUAAUUACCUUCUGUGCCUAUUAAUCUAUUUUUCCUCACGCUCUCCAUCUGAGUCUCUUUUCCCCCUUAUGUUUGCCUCUUUCAGCUAGCUCCCCCCUUUCCCAUCUGUUUUUUUGUACUGUCUCCCUUUUAUCAUGCACCCUCUCAUUCUCUCUCCAUUGUUAAUUAUAAUAGCAAGUGUCUCUCUCUGCAUCCUGCUCUCUUUCAGUGAGUUUCCUCUUUCACUCUUUCUUUUUCUUAUCUUCCUUCUAUUCUCCUCUCUUCUUUUUCUAUAUUUCUUUCUCCAACUCACUUUUUCCCCUCUUUCUUUCUUUCUUCCCACUUCUCCUUUUCUCACCCUCUUUCUUAUUCUGUCUUUUGUCCCUCUCUUUCUUCCUACCUCCCUCUCAUUUCCCCCCUUCUCUCUCUCUCAUCCUUUUUAUUUCAUCCCCUCUACUCUGCCUCUUCCUAUAUUAAAUGAGAACUUGGUCUGCCAUAAAGUUUUAAGUCAAGACAGGUUUUACAAUCCUAUCAUAUAUGAAAUAAUGUAUUAUGUCUGCAUAUUGUAGAGACUGAGACAGUGUGUUGAAGGAGACCAUUCCUUUUGAGGAUGAACUUGAAACUCCAUCCAUUAAGCCCAUAUUAAGUGAAGUGUGUCUAUAAAAGCAUAAGUCUCAUAGCCCAACGUUUUAGACCAAUUUAAAUAAAAUGUUGUCUUAAUCUCAUACAUUCUUGUAUGUGAACUUGCACUUCUUCAAGUCAAGUCAAACCAUGGUUUAAUUACUUUUGUAAAUGUACAUGUACUGUAAAAUGAUUCAUGUAAAAUGAUGUUUCUACUGUUCUACACCUCAUUCUUCAAACAUGAAUAAUCAGGAAACUGUUGAAAAACAGCAUGUUUUAUUAUUAUUAUUGGUACCUGAGUAUAUAUUUAAUUUAUAUUCAACCUUUUUUCUAAAAUAAAUCAGUAAAGAAGGACAUGUUAACUUUCAUUUCUUUUGCUAUUUAUUCAGAGCACAGCUCAAACUGCUUCAUUUAUCAUAAUAAUUCUCAUAAUUUAUAUACAUUUAAUACAUCUAAUCUUGCUCUCUGGUAAUUGCGUUGGACACCCUUUCAGCAUCUUAGAACAAAAAAUCAGUGGUGGGAUUAUUAACAUAGUCAUGCAACAUGUUUCUACAUACUUGUCUCAAACAGGGCUACAUGUAUAAUUACAUUGUACAUGUCGGUAGACACGUGUCCACAGGCUUGGGCCCAAAUGAACUUCCUUGUGUCAAAUUUGAUUUGUGAUGGGUUUUCAUCAUGUCUACUGGAUGCUGAAAUACCAAUCCCCCUAAUUCAUUCUAAAUGUGACAUCACUCUUUACCGUUAUACCUUAAUUUCUAUUGUUCAGCUUGAUUUUUAUAAAUUGACAUUAUUACAUAAAGAAUAAAGAUGACCCUGGAAUGACUUAUAAUGAUUCCUUCACAUCUUAAUGAACUCGUAUAGCACCAUUUGAAGCAAAGAUUACUGUCUAUGCAUAAAUUAUACAUUCCAAUAUGUACAAACACAUUCCAUAAACAAAACAUACAAGCAGGGUGAAACACAAAAGUUUCAUAGGCGGUACUAAUGUUCAGUUCAAAUGCUCAAGAGAUGAACUCACCUGAAUAUGCUAAUUUAUUUUUGGGGGUCUUAUCUGAAAACAUCUAUCUAGAAUGGAUUAUUUUUCUUUUCUUUAUCAUCUAAAGGCACAUCCGGGGGGGGGGGGG